UAAAACUAACCUAAACUCAAUUCACACCUGGUCCUAAACCAAACCACCCACCGGAAAUUACCAUCCAUACCUAUGGGGACCCCACGAUGCUGCCUUUUUCUGGAAAAUGGUCCCCAUGAUGUAUCAAAAACGUACCCACACACACACACACACACACAAACAAACUCAGGCAAAAAUAUAAUUGCCUGCAUUUAUCUUUGGUAUUGGACAAUAUUUACAAAAACUGGACACUUGAAAUCUGCCUGAAGUGGUUGUAAUUUAAACACUACAGCAUGACGUCAGGUUGAGCUUACAGAUUAUGAAGGGUCACAAUCUGGGACUUGUUUUGUGAAAAAAGGGGGUUGUUAUGAGUUCGAUAGAUUAAAGCUCCAUGACCUACUUGCAAAAAAAAAAAAAAAAAAGAAAAGAAAAGAAAAUAAUUCUUUACUGCUCAUAUGUAAUUAAAACAUUGAAUGGGACAAAAAUUAAAACUUAUAAUGUUAUUAUGGCAACGUGUAGCUAAAUAAUUCUAGAACAUUAUAAAGUAGAUACUAUGUUUCAGUUUUGAUCUUAAAUAGCUUUUAGAGAACCUGGAAUGUGAACGAGUCCAUCAAGCACGACACCAUGGGGGCACAUGUUAAAAACUGUCAGAGCAGAUAAUAAAAGUCUCUGAAAACAAGUCUGGGAAUGAGUGCAGAUUACAGGAGAACACCUGGGUUUGUUGGAAACAUCAGAUGUCCCAGCUGAUCUGAGGGGAGCUAUAAGAAGCUCCAGCCUCACCCUCAGCUCAGUGCUGGUGGAGGCUGAGCUGCAGAACUGUGUCUGUGCAGGGAUGGCUCUGUGUGUGGAGUCCGAGGUCCGUCUGAUCCAUCAGAACCAGCACAAAGACUUGAAUCUGGAUCUGAAAUCACUGUUUGGAGAACAGGACCCUGAUAAAGAUGGUGCCAGGUCCUCUCUGGAGCCAGAAAAGUCGCUGGGUUUAAUGGAGGGCCAGAGGAAGAGGAAGAGGACCAUCUUCAGUCGAGCCCAGCUGUCUGAGCUGGAGCAAGCCUUUGCUGUGACCCCGUAUCCAGACAUCACUCUGAGAGAGAGGCUGGCCGUGCGCACACACCUGCCUGAGAGCAAGAUACAGGUCUGGUUUCAGAACAGAAGAGCCAGAAGUAUCAGGACUGAUAGAUUCCCCAAGUCAGCCAAGUCUGAUGUGAGAGUUGUCGGCUUCACAGAACCCUCCACACACCCAGCCACCACUCUGGCAGACAUGUUCAGGCAAGACCUGAACCCCUCCUGUGAAGAAGUGCCACACAUUUACUCCGACUGGAUCCAAAUCUACAGCAACCCGGUAUCUUCCACACAACCGCCGUCCUCAUCCUCAUCGCUCUACCAGCAGCCCACCCAAAAGCUGCCCAAGAACUGCUCCAAGCCUUCAGGCUCUUGUCUCUGGGAAGAAGAGCACCACAGGCAGCCACACGUGGCCCCAAAAAUCAGCUGUUCUAUUGCCGGUUCCUUUCCUCAGCCCACUAGCAAGCAGUGUCACCAUCCUGCCUCAAACCAGUCCCACCAGGCCUUUACAAACUUCAAACCCCAGACCCUGACUCUGUCUGGGAACCAUCAGCCCAUGUAUGGAGCCCACAGAGGAGGAGGGGGAGGGAACUGUUCAGUAGAGCAGGUAAUCCCCUCCCAUCCUCAGCCAGUGUACUGGGAGGCAACUCAGGGACAGCGCCACCAACACCAUCAUCACCACCCACAAAUUGGACCACAGACCUCCAUGGGAUACAUCUCAGAUCUGAUCUACAAUGCUGCCAUAGUUACCAAUUUCCUAGAGUUCUGAUGAGAACAUUGAACGAGAAGCAUGAACAAAAUUAAGAGUCUGUUUGUUGCAACCAAAGCACUAUUUCUGUCACACUCCUACGUUUAUGUUUUGUGUUUGCAGUGUUGAUUUUAUCCUAAAUAAGCCUGUGAACUUGUGAAGUUGUCAUACUGUCUUUUUAUUUGUUGUAUUUUUAUGUUUAAUUUUUAAUGUGUUUCAGGAAAUAAAUUAGCAUUUUGUCA
This is a messenger RNA of Austrofundulus limnaeus, 2028 nucleotides long. Its product is annotated as homeobox protein SEBOX. The transcript has 3 exons. The coding region runs from base 812 to 1807 and encodes 331 amino acids. Gene Ontology annotation, molecular function: DNA binding. The record is from RefSeq and is a predicted model, not a curated record. Lineage: Eukaryota; Metazoa; Chordata; Actinopteri; Cyprinodontiformes; Rivulidae.